Messenger RNA from Vigna radiata var. radiata (mung bean), 1222 nucleotides. Its product is annotated as R3H domain-containing protein 4. NCBI's taxonomy places the organism in Eukaryota, Viridiplantae, Streptophyta, Magnoliopsida, Fabales, Fabaceae. Bases 160 to 969 code for a protein of 269 amino acids. The transcript has 8 exons. The record is from RefSeq and is a predicted model, not a curated record. Gene Ontology annotation, molecular function: nucleic acid binding.
CACAAGAAUAUACCUUUUUCUUCUCCAAUUAUAUUAUCUCUCAGCUUUGCCUUUGUAAAUCUCUGAUUGUCUUCUAUCUAUUCCAAAUCCCUUACUUUUCAAUCUUUCUCUUCGAUCCCAUCUGGUAGAUCGGCUUGAUUCUUCCAUUGUCAACUAAUUAUGGUUCUUCACAGAGAACUAGACCAUCUUUUUUUUUCUUCUUUCAGCGACCCUCCCAAAGACGGGUCGAAAUCCAGUGGCAUGUCCAUCGAAAAGAAGAUAGAGUUCCUUGAGAGCUUAACUGGAAAGGUCACAAAUCGAAGGUCCCGUAGGUGGUUAAAUGACCGUCUCUUGAUGGAAUUAGUACCGAGUCUAAAUGCAGCUGAGAUUAGAGGCUUAUUUGCCCCACCACCUUGGGCACACGGUUUAUUACAUCAAAUCUAUAUAGAACACGUUGGAAGUGAAGUGACUUUGACCUUUCUUGAUUGGAUUCAUUUUACAGGUGAUGAAGUUCCGCCUUCUACAUUUUCCAUGACUAACAUAGAGGAGUGGGACCAAUUCAGGAAUAUAGACAUGGAUAAAGAGGUUAAUAUAAUUAAUUCCUUGGAAAACUCCUUACAUAAAAGGAAAGGUCACACUGAUGCUAAUAAGAUGGCAGUGUUAAAUGGUUGGCACAGAAUCGAUUGUAGAACAAGAGAUGCACUUCGCCGCAGUUCUCUUCCUGAGCUCAUAGACAAUUAUGAGGAAUGUUUACGGACAUUCAUAACAGCAAGCACAGAUGGAGAUGUUCUUGAAUUGCAAAUUCAGGAUCCUUUCCAUAGAUUGCUUCUGCAUGGUGUUUGUGAGUUCUACAAUCUGGCAUCGGAUACAGUGACAGAUUAUAAGUGUUCGAAGAUGACGAAGAUAAAGAAGAAGAAAAAGGGUUCUCCUGUGCUCCCAAAUAUCACUCUGUCCCAUUUUCUGAAGAUGUCCAAGGAAGGAAGUUGGUAGUUUCUUGAGGCAGACUCUGGUCCAUGUAAUAAAAAGGCUAAACCAGAUAGUGUUGUACCAGGAUGAACAAUGUACAAUAUUUAGUAUUUCUUUAGAAUAUCAUUGUAAAUUUAAAUUGCUUCCAUCGGUCAACGCAAGUUGUUGAUUGUUGGUUUACAUUGUUGUAGCUCAUCAUUCUGAUUUCAACAAAUAACAUAUUUUAAGGUUGGAUUAUUAUUGUAUGGAUAUGGAAUCAGGGUCCAAAUUCUGACUA